GUGAAUCGCACGCUGUUUCUCGCGUGCUAGGAUAGAUGUGGACUCGGGUAUCCAGGCUAUUCUGCAGAGCAUUCAUUGGUCAAACGGCGUUCGACGCAAUUGCAGUGUACUCCCGAUGGCGGGGUGGCAGAAUUAAUAUAUUUUUCGGUUCUUGCGCCCUGCGGCAAAAGAGGCAUCUUUUCGAUCGAGCCUCGAUUGGUGUACCCUGAAUAUUCACGGAUCGUGAGCUUCUAUACCCACGUCUACUUUGUUCCCGAUCUCAAUAACUUGAUCCACCUUUUUGCUACGACAUAGCAUAAUGUCAGGCCUCCAAGCUAUCCGAUAUACGCGGGGUUCCCUCGAAGUCCUCGAUCAACUUCGCCUACCCCACGAACACCACUACGACAACAUCACAACAUCUGAAGAAGCGUUCGACUGCAUCAAGUCCAUGCGGGUGCGCGGUGCUCCGGCAAUUGCUAUCGUAGCCGCCCUGGCGCAUGCUGUGGAACUCCACAAUGGCGCUUGUAAGGCAUCAACGACCGAAAAGACGAUCGCAUAUAUCGAGUCGCGGCUCGACUACCUAUUCGAAUCGCGACCGACCGCUGUCGACUUGGGGAAUGCCAUAUCACAUUUGAAGACCACAGUACGGAGAGUUGUUGUUAGUGGGUUGGACGGCCAGGCGGCGCAAGAGAAGGUAAUAGAGGCAUACAUCGAAGCUGCUGAAGAAAUAUUCCGGAAGGACACGGAGACAAACCUCUCAAUUGGCGAACAUGGAGCGAAAUGGGUGGUCGAGAACGCGACUGUUCAGUCAGCUGAGGGCAAAGUCGCAGUUCUGACGCACUGCAACACGGGAUCCCUCGCGACGUCAGGCCACGGCACCGCACUCGGCAUCAUUCGGUCGCUUCACUCUGCGGGAUCACUCUCGCACGCUUUCUGUACCGAGACAAGGCCUUACAACCAGGGAAGCCGCCUGACAGCUUUCGAGCUGGUGUACGAGAAUAUUCCGUCGACGCUGAUUACUGAUUCCAUGGCCGGUGCUCUGUUUGCGACGCGGAAACAGAAAGAUCAUAUCGCUGCAGUCAUUGUGGGCGCAGACCGAGUGGUGCGCAACGGCGACACGGCAAACAAGGUUGGAACCUAUGCUCUUGCGGUCCUGGCCAAGUACCAUGGAAUCAAAUUUGUUGUCGCGGCGCCGACGACAUCGAUAGAUCUCAAGACGGAGACGGGCUUCGGCAUCAAGAUCGAGGAGCGGAAGCGUGAGGAGUUGACACAGAUCAGUGGCGCUGUGGUGGGUGCCAAUGGGAGUGUAGACGUGAGUAAGACGGCGCGGGUCGCGAUUGCGGACCAGAGAGUCGGCGUGUGGAAUCCGGCCUUUGAUGUUACACCUGCGGAGCUAAUUGAUGCUGUUGUUACGGAAAGGGGCGUUGUAGAGAAGGGGCCAGACGGCAGAUUCGAUUUCAGCGGUGUGAUGCCGGAAAGAUGGGCACAGGUUGCCGGGACCGCGUAAACUGCUGAAUUACAAACGGUUUCCAAUCAGCGAAUUCGGGCAUACACGUGAAUGGGGCCCAUGCCCAGCACAUAUUACGAAAGAUUCGGGUCUGUCGUUGUUCUAGCACUGCGAUAACAGAAGUGGUGAACGUUCGGUGUAUCGCUAAUAAGUCCGGUUCGUAAUUCACGGUGUCAGCCCAUGCGCUUAAUCGGUAGGAGCGCAAAUG
Pseudomassariella vexata is the source of this 1694-nucleotide messenger RNA. RefSeq lists its product as uncharacterized. NCBI's taxonomy places the organism in Eukaryota, Fungi, Ascomycota, Sordariomycetes, Amphisphaeriales, Pseudomassariaceae. Gene Ontology annotation, molecular function: S-methyl-5-thioribose-1-phosphate isomerase activity. The coding region runs from base 299 to 1486 and encodes 395 amino acids. The transcript has a single exon. The record is from RefSeq and is a predicted model, not a curated record.